Molecule: messenger RNA, 6170 nt
Organism: Harmonia axyridis
Lineage: Eukaryota; Metazoa; Arthropoda; Insecta; Coleoptera; Coccinellidae
Exons: 15
Coding region: 205-5013 (1602 amino acids)
Source: RefSeq, a predicted model, not a curated record
UUAUGGCAUUUAUGCUUUUAUUCUGCCAUUUCGCUGUUUGGAAUGAUUAUCUGCUGAUAUUGAAUGAAUCGAAUGCAAGAUAUUUAUUACAUUACAGAUAUUACAUUUUAGAGUUAAUGAAUAAUGAGCUCUUCUCUUCACAUCUUUCAUUAAGGAAUUGAAAGAUAUCUACGAUUUGUGUGAAGUGAUAGUGAUACAGUGAAAAUGGAGCCUGCUGCACCAGGAACAGAGGACGACCCAGUUUGUACUCAAGAAUAUCAAACCGAGUUCAAACCGACCAAAAAGGACGCCGUAGAGGAACAAGCACUGUCGAAGAAGGCCUUUCUACCUAAUGGAACCUACGGCAAUAUCUUCUUGCUGGAAUAUGUACAAGGAGCACCGCACUGGUUCUGUAGAGUAUGCGAAAGGCCUGUUUUUGGGCAAGUUUUUAAUCACGAACUUGGUAAAAGACACGUGUCGAGAUUGAAACUUGGCAAAAACGAUGACGACCACAGGGAUAACGAAGGAAAUGGAAAAUCGGCCAAGGGUCCUGGAAUUGAAGUUGUUAUUGCCCCUGGCGAGCCUUUACCUCCAGGUUUUGAGGGGGAGGUUGAGCCAUCGCAAACAAUUAUUCAGGAACGUUUGGAUAAAUUCAAUGCAGGACCUUUGGUUGGAUUGGAAUACUUGUUGGAGCUUAUAGAUUAUGACCCUUCUAAGGAGCCUGCGUAUAUGUGCAUCCUUUGCCAUAAGAAGGGGGAUCCCCGAACAAUUUUGACACAUCUGGCGAGUUAUAAUCAUCAGUUGACUUAUUUGCAAAAACACUUUCCGACUGCGUAUCGCCAUAUAGCACCGUAUAUGGUGAAGGGGUAUAAGAGAAAUUGGCAGAAUGGACUUCUCAAGAUUGUCGAGGCCAUAGAAGCGACAUUCGGACGUUUGAAACCCAUACAAGUGGAAAACGCUAAAUACAGCAAGGAUCAAAUGUACUAUGUGGAGAUGGUCGCCAAAGCAAAACAUUUCAGCGAAUUAUCAGGCCAAACAUUUGAGAAUGUAGUUACAAAAGAGGAGCUGACCAGAGUUCACGAGAUACCAAAAGGUAUUGUAACAACAACAGCAGUUAUAAGUAAACCAAUGAAAAGGAAGAGUCCGUCCCCACCUGUUGUUGCCAAACCUAUGAAGAAACCAAAAAUGCCAGCUGAAAAUAAAUCGAAAAGAAGAUCUCUUUCCCCUGUGUCUGAUGUUUCUAGUAGUGAUCUAGAAGACUUUGAUGUCAAAUCUCCUAAAAAACCGAUCAAAUACAAUGAGAUUUUCAGGAGGCCCCCGGUCGAGAGAAGUCAAUACACAAAAAGAGAAGGCAACAUGCCUUGGCAAAAGUCGAGCUACCGGAAAGAUAGGCCGCAACCUGUAAUUGAGAGGACCAGGGAUGAAAAGGUUGAGAAAAUGGAGGAGUACAAAAGAUUGGCCAAAGCCAUAGAUAAUCAGAUGGAGAUAGUUCUGAAGAAGCACAAGGAGAAUCCCGAGAAACAUCCCAAGUAUAAUGACGAGUGGAAAAAAUUCUGGAAUGCCAGGUACAAGGAAUUGCAGGCAGAGGGGAAGAAUGCCUCUACACACGAUUUCAAACCGGAAUGGAUCGAGUGUUGGAAUAAACGAAUGUUGGAAUUGCAUAAAGAAGAAAUAGUAUCCAGCAAAGCCGCCCUGAGAAAGAGAUUAGGCCUUGGAGAAGAACCGGCUCCGAUCUCGUUCAGGAUUGGAGAGAGGCGAAAAGCCCAAGGUGCAAGCUAUAAACCUACCCCUACGGCUGCCCAACCCGAUAACGAUCCCGAGGUAAUAGUGAUCGAUGAUACCGAAGAAGAUUUGGUCUUGAAGGGAAGAAACCGAUCCAGAUCACCGGUCAAGAAGAGAGAUCACUCUCCCCAGUUCCGAAGGCGGUCGCCUGUCAGGAAACGCAGCCCCUCCCCUUCCCGCCAAAAGAAUUCCCCCUCUCCGCCAUCUUAUCGUCGCAGGGAGCGUUCUCCACCCACUCGUCGUAGAGACUCUCCUCUAUCUCGACGAAAGGAGUCCCUGGUCUCGUCCCGAAGGGAGUCGCCCCCAUCGAGAAAGAAAGAAUCUCCGAAGAGACAGCUGUCUCCGCUUUCACGAAGGAAAGGCUCGCCGUUUUAUCACAAGGCCCCUUCGCCCCCUACUAGGCUCAGGGAGGAUAAAUUGUCCCCUCCGAGGGACAGGUUCGAGAGGACGAGGGAGAGGUCCGAGGAAAGAUCGAGAUCAUCGAGGGGCAAGUCGAGAGAGAUCAGUUGGGAAAGGGAAAGAGAGAGACGUAGGGAUUAUGACGAAAAACACUGGGACAGACCGUACAGGGGUAGGGAGUAUCCUUGGGAGCACGAUCUUCACCCCGGUUUCAAUUCGAAUCCGUACGCUCCCCCAAAAAUUCUGAGGGACGUAACAAGAAAACCCGUUUUGACUCCGGAACCUCCAUCGUAUUCAGAGAUAUCGGAACCAAUCGAAGACGAUGGUGACGUUAACAUAGUUGCCGUUUUGAGACUACUGACAGCUUUAGAGGAGAAGUUAGGUUCUCUAGGACCCAAAGUCAUCGACCUGCUUUCCCAAGCCUUGGCCAUGGAGAAAAAGGUGCCGAACAGUUCCGAAGAACUGUUGGACAGCGAAAUGAACUGCGUGCUGUUCGAAACUGUAAAGGAGAAGCUGAAAGGACAACUUCAGGCAGGUUUGGUGGAUUGGAUUCAGGAGAAGGCCUUUAAAACUGCCAUUAGAAAAACGGCAAGUCUGAUUCAUGAAGCUGGAGAAAGGAAAAAGCAGAAGGAAGAAGAAAUGCCGAAAAAACCGGUAGUCGUACCUGGUAUUGGAAAAGUAGACAAGGGAAAAAUAGCUAGACAGAUAGCUAAUGCUUUGAUAGCUCAGGGAAAGACGGAUGUUACUCAAAGUGAACUCGAAGAACUCAUAAAUGCAGUGGUUGGUAUAGCUGAGGCGCAAAAGAAUAGCUCGGAGCCUUUGACAACGGCAAGUUUCUUAGAAAAAUUAGCCGCCUCGCAACCAAAAGAGACUAAACCGACUAUUGAACCGAAGGUGGAACCUGAACCAAAGGUGCAGCCUGAACCAAAAGAAGAAAAAGAAACCGUUCAUAAACUUGAGGAGGACAUAGAAGUUUCGAGUAGUUCCCAAGAUAAAAGUACAAUAAAUAUGGAAGGAUUAUCUGAUUCUGAUUUGGAGACACUAUUGCAAAACUUCAAGGACCUCUCGAGUGAUGAGCAGGUCGGUCUUAUAAAUUACUUGAAGAAACUCGAGGCAAGGGAACCAGAAAGAGUUGAGAAAUUGAGAAAAUUCGUGAAUCUUUCCGAAAGCACUGAUGACAAGGAUAAUACGGGAAAAUACAGUCCAUCUACGGCAAAGAUAGAGGAUUUUACCAACAAAGAAAGUAGUGAAAAGAGAAAUGACGAAAUUAAGGAAGAUAAAAAGGAUUUAAAUAAUUUGGAACUUAUCAGUAUAGACUCUGAAGAUGAAUAUUCGUUUGACGAUGUUGCGAAAGCUGUGUCACAAAAAGUGAUAGAGAACGAGAAGGAACAGAAGAGAUUGGAACAUAAGAACUUGGAAAAUAAAAACCUGGACGAUGCAAAAGCUUUUAUUACUUCCUUGAUGAGUUCUUUGAACAAAACCGUUUCUCAAUCAUCAACAACAACAACAACAAAUUCACCAGUUGUUUCUAGUGUCACAACCACCAACAAGGAAAAAAUAAAUUUGAUUUCUAAUAUUCCCAUCAGUUCAGUUGACGUUGCGAAUUCUCUGAGUGGAAUCACAAUGAGCAUGUCGAGUCUUGGAAAUAUACUUGGCAAUGUUCAAAGCCUAACCAAUAAGGCCCAGGCGGUUCAACAACAACAAGAACGUCAGCCGGAACUGAAGUUGAACAUUCCGAUACAACCUUUAAAACCAAGCAUUGUCCCCUCGGCUCCUACAAACAGUUCGAGAAAUCCUUACAAUGACUUCGACAUUGCGGGUCAGAGAGAUCAAAAAAGUAAAACUGUGAAAGGUCAACCGAACAAGUCUUACGACGAGUUCAAUAUAGGUCCAAUACCGCAAGAUGUGAAAGAUGAUGUCAGACCUCAAGGACCUUCAAGUAGCAGACUGAUGGAUAAACCUCUAGGUUAUUCCGAUUUACCUCGAUCUUCAAAUUCACCGUUUCCGGAAAGGAUACCCCAAUCAAAUACAAAUCUACCAUUCACGAACUUGCAAAGGAAUCCAAUCAGAGGAACUGCCAUUCAAGACAAACAGUUACCACUGUUCUCUAACAAUCAGUUUCCUGCAAAGGGUGGCCCGUUCCCUGACAAAUUCCGAACUGGGGGUAACAAUUUCGAGUUGAGCGGUGGUAGCAGAGGUGAUCUCGAGCCUAGGACUUCCGACUUUAGAGCGGGGACAUCUGACGUUAGGGGCGGUGUGGGCAAUUUCAGGACUUCUACAGAUUACAGAGACGCUCCAAAUAAUUACAGAGACGCACCGAGCAGUUACAGAGAUUCACCGAAUAGUUACAGGGAGGCACCGAGUAGUUACAGAGACGCUCCGAAUAGUUACAGAGAAGCACCGAAUAGUUACAGAGAUGCACCGAAUAAUUACAGAGAUGCUCCGACUAGUUAUAGAGAUGCACCGAAUGAUUAUAGAGAUGAUUCAAAUGAUUAUAGAGACGCUCCAGAUGAUUAUAGAGAUGCUCUGAACGAUUACAGUGAUGCUCCGAAUGAUUACAGAGACUCCCCGAAUGAUUAUAGAGGCGCUCCGAGCAAUUACCGAGGUGGACCAUCAAAUAUAAGGGGAAAUGAUUUCAGAGAUGCUAGAGCUUCUCAAGGAAAUAGUAAAAGCACCGUUGAGGACUCCAGAAAUAAAACGAAUGACUAUAGAGGCGGUUUUGGAAAUCCAAGAGGUGGUCAGGCUAAUAAAAUGGGGGGAAAUGUUAAUUAUGGUAAUCGGCAAAAUAGCUUUCCACCUGCACCUAGAUAUCCUCAGCAGGGUAAUAAUUUUAAUGCUUACAACAAGUGGUAAUUGUUUGAUGACAAGUUUAUUACAUCAAUUAUUAAUUCGGAUUUCACAGUUUAAAAUUUGUUAACCAUCGUUUUGCAAGUUUCUUCCAUAUCUUUCACAUUUCUAGCUUAAUUGGGGGAAAAACGUGGUUUGCCCAAAUUUUUUUGUGGAAUAUGUUAUGGUUGCAAAGUGAUAUUCGUACUGUUUUCUUUAUUAUAAAUCUCGGAGAAGAAGAAAUAUUGAGUUCAAUUUUAAUGUUAAUCUGGCUUACUUUUCUUUAUUUCUCAGUCAUAUUGUAAAAUACCUAGUAAUGAUGUGAAUUUUUUUAUAUAAAUUUUCUUUCAAACAAUCUUCUGUUUGAGGAAGCUUGUUAAGAAAGGCAUAAAAAUAUAUUCAAAAUAAAAAGCAUCUUGUUGAGCUUUUUCUGUGAUGUCCUGCAAAGUUAAAGCUAUUUUUCACCCUUUCGAGAUCAAUGGAAUUGGAAAUUUGGGCUCCAAAGGGUUAAUCAAACCCAAUUGAUUCUCAUAAUCAAUUAAUAAUAGAAAAUUAAGAAUGAAGCUAGUCUUAUUUUUUAUUAAUAAUAUUUAUUUUUUUUAACCUUAAUUGUAUAAUAUUGUUAUAAGAAGCGUAUCAUUCGAAUAUUUUCUUGGCUUAUAUACCAAAAAUGAAUGAUUCAUUAAAUAUUUUGAAAUAGUAUUGAAUUCUUUUUUUUAUUAUUUUUCUUAGGUGAGGCCAUAAAGUGAGUAUAAAGUUCUGUGUUAUCUAUGCAUUAUGUCAAACUUAUGACAGUUCUAUGAACUGAAGGUUAGAUAAUUGUCUAAUACAAAAUAAAAUUGAAAAAAAUACUCAAAACCUAAUUGUGUUUAAGGGACUAAUUUUAAACAAUUCAUUAUGUGGUUUGAAAUACUACCUAGUAUGGGUAUAAUUCUUAGCUUAAUGGCUUUGCCCCAUGGAGCACUUUAUGUAAUGAGCCAAGUAGUUCAUGGAAAUCAUUUCCGGAGAUCCCUCGACACACCAGAACUUUGUAGACAGUAUCUUAGAGAUGAACGGUUAACAGGAUCUGCAUAUAAACUAAAUGGUCUGGAAACUAUUCCAGAUGCUUAAAUUUUCGAACAAAAACAAAUUUUAAUUGUUCAUUAUUAGAUGAGAAGUUGUAUGUAAUAUAGAUUCGAAAAGCC